This is a messenger RNA of Cryphonectria parasitica EP155, 4584 nucleotides long. RefSeq lists its product as uncharacterized. Gene Ontology annotation, cellular component: myosin complex; actin cortical patch; cytoplasm. The record is from RefSeq and is a predicted model, not a curated record. Bases 481 to 4140 code for a protein of 1219 amino acids. Lineage: Eukaryota; Fungi; Ascomycota; Sordariomycetes; Diaporthales; Cryphonectriaceae. Gene Ontology annotation, molecular function: actin filament binding; ATP binding; microfilament motor activity. The transcript has 4 exons. Gene Ontology annotation, biological process: vesicle transport along actin filament; endocytosis; actin filament organization.
CAUUGCUGUCGCUAUUCCAGGGCGAGGAGAAACCGUCACGACAUACCACCACUGGUCAACAAGCGCCAGACCCUUCUUGUCAGGCCCUACAAGCAGUAGUGCAGACCAUCGUGCCUGCGUGCCAAGCCACUGUUUCAUUCCCCCCCAAGCCCCCCAAGAAACGUCCCCCACCACCACGACGCAAUUGCAUGCGCACGUCACUCAGGUCUUCUCCAGGCAGCACCAACCUCGACCACCCUACGAACACGAUUUACGAUAAUUACCACUGAGCAAUCCUCUUACUCUGGCAUCUAAUAACCAACGUCAAGCCACUCAGUAUCUCCUGACGGCGUCGCGCGGGUUCCUGUCUGAACCCUAGCACCUCCUACCACCUCCUACCCCCCUCCCCCCCUUGGGAUCCGUCCUUCGAAAUCCCACGUACCCAGCUUGUCGACUGGCUUCCACAUCACGAAGGCGCUUCCAUAUUGUUGACCGCCCGCCAUGGGUAUCACCAAUCGUCGCAAGGAUAAGGGGGCUAAGCACGGCGGCGCGGCUGCUGCGUCCGGCGGCGGCCAUGCUGGCUCCGGCGGCGCAAGGCCGAAGAAGGCCACCUUCGAGACGACCAAGAAGAAGGAGAUUGGCGUGUCCGACCUUACCCUCCUCAGCAAGGUGUCCAACGAGGCCAUCAACGACAAUCUGAAGAAGCGAUUCGAGGGCGCCGAGAUCUACACCUACAUUGGCCACGUGCUGGUCUCCGUGAACCCCUUCCGCGACCUUGGUAUCUAUACCGAACAGGUACUCGACAGCUACAGGGGGAAGAACAGGCUGGAGAUGCCCCCCCACGUCUUCGCCAUCGCCGAGUCCGCAUACUACAACAUGAAGGCCUACAGCGAGAACCAGUGUGUCAUUAUUUCGGGUGAAUCCGGCGCUGGCAAGACGGAGGCCGCGAAGCGCAUCAUGCAGUACAUCGCAAACGUGUCGGGCGGCGAGUCGGGCGACAUCCAGAAGGUCAAGGACAUGGUGCUGGCAACCAACCCCCUGCUGGAGUCCUUUGGCAACGCCAAGACGCUGCGGAACAACAACUCGUCGCGCUUCGGCAAAUACCUGCAGAUACACUUCAACACACAGGGUGAGCCCAUAGGAGCCGACAUCACCAACUAUCUGCUUGAGAAGACUCGUGUCGUCGGCCAGAUCACCAACGAGCGGAACUUCCACAUCUUCUACCAGUUCACCAAGGGCGCGUCGCAGCAGCACCGCGAGCUCUUUGGCAUACAAAAGCCCGAGACAUAUGUCUACACAAGCCGCUCCAAGUGUUUGGACGUCGACGGCAUCGACGAUCUGGCCGAGUUCCAGGACACGCUCAACGCCAUGAAGAUCAUUGGCCUCUCGCAGGCAGAACAGGACAAUAUCUUCAGGAUGCUAGCCGCAAUAUUGUGGACCGGCAACCUGGUGUUCCGUGAGGACGACGAUGGAUAUGCGGCAGUCUCGGACCAGUCCGUGGUGGACUUUUUGGCAUACCUGCUGGAGGUUGAUGCCCAGUCGCUCGUCAAGGCCAUUACCAUCCGUAUACUGACGCCGAGGAACGGAGAGGUCAUCGAAUCGCCUGCCAACACCGCCCAGGCAACAGCCACCCGCGAUGCGCUUGCCAAGGCCAUCUACAACAACCUCUUUGACUGGAUCGUGGAAAGAGUCAACCAGUCUCUCAAGGCCAGGCAAGCGGCAUCGAAUUCUAUUGGCAUUCUCGACAUCUACGGCUUCGAGAUCUUUGAGAAGAACAGCUUUGAGCAGCUUUGUAUCAACUAUGUCAACGAGAAACUGCAACAGAUCUUCAUCCAGCUGACGCUCAAGGCAGAGCAGGAGGAGUAUGCCCGGGAACAGAUCAAGUGGACGCCCAUCACCUACUUUGACAAUAAGGUUGUCUGUGAUCUGAUCGAGUCCAUCCGCCCUCCGGGUAUCUUUUCUGCCAUGAAGGACGCCACCAAGACUGCACACGCCGACCCCGCUGCGUGCGACCGCACGUUCAUGCAGAGCAUCAACGGCAUGUCCAAUGCCAACUUGACGCCGCGUCAGGGAAGCUUCAUCAUUAGGCAUUAUGCUGGAGACGUGAGCUAUACAGUCGACGGUAUCACGGACAAGUGCAAAGAUCAGCUCCUGAAGGGAGUACAGAACCUGUUCCAGCGCAGUCAGAACAAGUUCAUCCACACCCUCUUCCCUCACCAGGUGGACCAGGAUAACAGAAAGCAGCCGCCUUCGGCCGGUGAUAGGAUAAGGGCCUCUGCGAACGCGCUGGUCGAGACCUUGAUGAAGUGUCAGCCUUCGUAUAUUCGGACGAUCAAGCCAAACGAGAACAAGUCAGCUACCGAGUACAAUGUUCCCAACGUGCUGCAUCAGAUCAAGUACCUGGGUCUCCAGGAGAACGUGCGCAUCCGCCGAGCCGGUUUCGCUUAUCGCCAGAGCUUCGAGAAAUUCACCGACCGUUUCUUCUUGCUGUCUCCAGCCACAUCGUAUGCUGGAGAGUACACCUGGUCGGGCUCAUAUGAUGCAGCUGUCAAGCAGAUUCUGAAGGACACGAGCAUCCCACAAGAGGAAUGGCAGAUGGGUGUGACCAAGGCAUUCAUCAAGUCUCCAGAAACCCUCUUUGCCCUGGAGCACAUGCGAGACCGCUAUUGGCACAACAUGGCGACACGUAUCCAGCGGAUGUGGCGGGCGUACCUUGCAUACAGAGCCGAGUCCGCGACUCGUAUCCAGCGAUUCUUCCGCAAGAAGCGCACCGGGGCCGAGUACCUGCAGCUACGAGAUCAGGGGCACCGCCUUCUGCAGAACCGAAAGGAGAGGCGCCGCUUCAGUCUGUUGGGCUCGCGUCGAUUCUUGGGCGACUACCUGGGCAUCAAUGCUACUACUGGGCCUGGUAGUCAAGUGCGCAAUGCCAUCGGCCUGGGAACCAAUGAGAAGGCAGUCUUCUCAUCCCGCGGUGAGAUUCUGGAGGCCAAGUUCGGCCGUUCCAGCAAACCGAGCCCAAGGAUCCUCAUCGUCACCAAUAGCAAAUUCUACAUCGUGUCCCAGAUGCUCAACAAUGGCCAAUUGCAGAUCGCUGUCGAGCGCUCGGUCCCCAAUGGAGCCAUCAAAUUCAUCGGCACGUCGACAGCUCGAGACGAUUGGUUUUCGCUUGGCGUCGGAUCACCUCAAGAACCUGAUCCUCUCCUGAACUGCGUGCUAAAGACGGAGCUGUUCACUCAGAUGCAACGCGUCAUGGUCGGCGGCUUCAAUCUCAAGAUUGGGGAGACGAUUGAGUACGCGAAGAAGCCGAACAAGAUACAGCUUGUCAAGGUGCUAAAGGAUUCGCCGACACCGGUGGACUUCUACAAGAGCGGUGCUGUGCACACACAGCCAGGAGAGCCCUCCAACUCGCUCUCAAGGCCAAUGCCCAAGGCGAAACCUGUGCCCCCGAGACCCAUCACCAGGGGGAAGCUCAUCAAGCCUGGCGGGCCGAACGGGCGACCAUCGAGAAUCAUGAAUACCAGGACACCACAGCCCCGCCCUGGAGCCGGAGCGGCAGCUUCGGCAGCGGCAGCGGCACCCCGGCCCGUUCCGGUGCCCAAGGCGGCUACGUCGCGACCCGUUCCUACACCGGCUGCCAUUCCUUCACAUACUCGAAACACGUCGGCUGCUUCCGGAACCCGUGUGCCACCCCCGCCGCCUCCUGCUGCACCGCCUGCGAAGGCCAAGAUUAUGGCUAAGGUGCUGUAUGACUUUGCCGGCACCAAGGAGAACGAGUUGACGAUCCGGGCGGGUGAUCUGGUUGAGGUGAUUCAGAAGGAGAACAAUGGAUGGUGGCUAGCCAAGAACGCAAGCGGGCAGGCCUGGGUGCCUGCCGCCUACGUCGAGGAACAGGCACCUGCACCGCCGCCAGCUACCUCACGCGCACCGCCGCCGCCACCCAACGGACGUGCUAAGCCGGCAGCACCGACGCCGCCAGCGCGCCCGGGAAAGAAGCCUGUAGCCCUGCAGGCUCGUGAUUCGGGUAUGAGCCUGGCCGGAGCCAAUGGAUCCGAUAGUAGCAGGAGUAACACACCGACGCCAAGCCUGGCAGGUAGUCUGGCGGACGCGCUACUGGCGAGAAAGAAUGCGAUGGCGAGGAAGGAUGAUGAGGAGGAUUGGUGAGCUGACAGUAGGAUUAUGUCGUGGAGAAGCAGUAGAGACGAACGAAAUUGGCUAUGAAGUGAGACACAGAGAGGGAACCAGAUGGAUGGGGUGGCUCGGCUUGGCUCGACUGAUUGACUACUUUUGUGCUACGGAGGGUUUGAUUGAUGUGCAUAGCCUGGUCUGCUAUUGGUGUCUUUCCCCUCCCUCUUGUGUGACGAAACGAAAUAGACGUAUGCGACCAGGACGAUGGGCUUCAAGAGAAAGAAGAGCGCGUGUUUUCGUCCGUCAUCUUCAGGCUAGUUAGCGUCCCCAUAUUCGCAAAGCUACUUGCUAUCAACGAGAGCUGUGUCCGUCGGUGGAGACCGUUUGGAAAGUUUGGUCGAGGCGUGAGCCCGGUUGUAUAUAUUUACUUUUAUAUCUGUAUAGAGAGAGGCAUGCCUUACUAAGCUUCACUAUUAUCAU